This is a messenger RNA of Uncinocarpus reesii 1704, 1860 nucleotides long. RefSeq lists its product as uncharacterized. The record is from RefSeq and is a predicted model, not a curated record. The transcript is spliced from 2 exons. NCBI's taxonomy places the organism in Eukaryota, Fungi, Ascomycota, Eurotiomycetes, Onygenales, Onygenaceae. Bases 1 to 1860 code for a protein of 619 amino acids.
AUGGUAAUUCGUGAAGAUGACCCGAACUCACGCAAGUACUGCGAUGGCGAUAUCUAUCGAAACAUCCGCCUCCACCAAAGACGGGGAAAUGUCAAUGCAGAAGAGAAGUGGCGUUCUCGGCUAACAGAUCGCAAGCGCAACGACUUAGUGCGGAUGGAGUCAAAGCUGAGGAGACUUAACCGUGGAUUUGACCAGCUCCUGCCAUUUAUUGGCCUAUGGUCGAGCCUUAAGCUGGGAUAUCUGAGCCGCUUAUUCCGCCUCAGGUGCCCGGAGGAGCUACUCCACUAUCUCGAUCUUAUAUACCGUGGAUGCCAUGAUAUACUUGGCGGCUAUUCACCUCACCUGCUUGAUGCUUCGACUGUUGCAGAACUGGAGACCCUAAGCCCAGCGUUCUCCCUUCAUGACAGGGAGCUGAUCCGCCAAAUGAUGCACCAAAGAAGAAUAUUUGCUGCUGUUUCGCAGCAGGACCAUCGUGAUCGUAUUCUCGACAGGAUUCUCACGCGUGGUAGCGGUAGAAUUCUGUCAUUCCAUACCUUCUUCCAGGACUGCAUAUUCUUUGAAGCAUUGGCCAUCCCCUUGCGGAAUCUACUUCCGUCAAGUUUCAAAGGCACAGUCCGUGAGGGGUUCUUCCUCAACUACACCGAUGCCAAUCAAAAAGACAGCCGAUUUCUGAUACAGACUGGCGAGGACAGCUUUAGGGAGUCCUUUGGGAACCUGAACACCAGGAUCGAGCAUGGUUAUCGGCAGCUUGCCCUCGCAGCCAUGCGUGACUUUCCCGCACUGAGUGGCCUGUUACCAUAUCAAAACAAAAAGGAUCGUGAGCCGGCCAUGUGCGCUAUGCGAAAGGCCCGACUCUACAAGCUUGCCGAUCUCGCACUAAAACUUGGCUUCGAAACAGAGAAGAUCCAUGAGAUCAAGAGCCUUGCUUCAAAUCCAGAAGAGCAUGCCACUCAAGAAUUCCUGCGUGAGCUGUAUGAUAUCGACAGUGGGAUGGCCCACGGUCUUGCAGGUUUGGUAGGGGGACGUGUUCAUGGAGCCGCAACACCACCGACAGUCACGCAGCCAGAAUUCACCUCUGAUUUGCAAAGGCUCCCGAAGAAGUUGCGGUGCAACCGGCCGGCUUGCGAUUCAUAUGAGAAUGACAGGCGGUCGCUCUACAUAGAUGUGUUAUACAAUUAUGACCCACCCCAACGAUCUCAUGUAACCUCUCUAGCAAUACAGCGGGAUAUAUUCGUCUCCUUUUUCGGCGAGUCCGACUCUACGCCGGAAAGUGAAUCGGUCUACACGCUGGAUACCCAAAGCCCGGGUAGUGACAGCCCUCCGGAUGGGUGCCGGCCCGAAAUGGCGGAGUACGAAGAAGCCGACCCAUACCACUCGAGAGGCGACGCCCGCCCUUCAAGCCAAGCGCGCAGCAGCGAAUUAGAGGAUCCCCUCGCGAGAAUAAGGGGAGAGACCGAGCUCUUUGAGGACGUCGUGGAGGCGGAUGGGUUUGAGGGCAGUGCAGCGCCUUUGAACUCAAUCAAUCGCCUGGACAGCUCGAAGAGGCCGUCUAUGGCGAUAAAGGAAUUCCUUUCAAAUAAGCACGUUUUGGUCCUCUACAUUCAAGAUUCAAGACAGUACGCUAAGUUCAACAGCAAUGGAGACCAGAAGAACAUGUUCGAAUGUCUCGCCAGGUCACUCAGCAAUGAAUAUCGCUUCCUGACGAUACGAAAAAACAUAUUCGCCGUCCAGAAGCUGCGAGGACUCUGGUUCAGCGCGCUCAAAUACAAACUUAUCAUCGCCUGCCGUAAACGGCAAGUAAACAAUAUGGAGAAUGAUGUUGACACAUUAGAAGAGCUCUACAGUCUAUUAGAUUCCUAA